CUGGGAAUAGGGCUGUGGGUCGGGGGCUGCCUGGGAAUGACGUCCAUGUGUCCAAUUUGAAGGGCUGGAGAGUUUCCUGCACGCUUUUUUGGGUUUAGGGAAGGGCCUGGGUGCGAAUCGAAUUUCCAGGGCAUGUAAAGACUCCAUUCUGCCAGAACUGUCUGCACCCAUCUUGCGCUUGGCGUUCCCUGCUGGAUCAGGUGAAGGGCAGGAAGCAGCAGCUGCCCUUACUCAGCUGCCGCCACCACCACCACCACCACCGGUAGUGCUUGUGACAGAGGCAGCCCUGCUGGGAGGCCAAACCAGAGCCUGCUGGAGUCCAGACCUUCCGGGCCUUUGUUGACUAGGCUGCCCUCUGGGGCCGGGACCAGCAGAAACACCCUCCUGGCCAGCCUGUGUGGCUCCUGGGCCAGUGGAAGCGAAUGGGGCUGCCUGCUCGGCGGAGGCUGCCUUGGAGAGAAGCAAGACCGUCAAAGUGGGUCUCGGAACCUCCUUGGGAAGCUGGAGCGCUUCCGUCUCCCGGCAGGCCCCAAGUGGAGAGGCCCUCGGGCAUGGGGAGCGAGGAUCUCUGGUGGGGGGCGCCUGGCACUGCUGAGCUCAGCUAAAGGCCCUCGUCAGUGGGGGGCCACCGGAGGCGCUCCUUGUUGAGGAAAGCCCAAGACAGCCCCGCUGAGCCCUUAUCUCUCGAGCCCUUAUCUCCAGGCCCGCUUUCCAUGAGGCCGGCUUCCUUCAGGGGGUGGGCAAGAAACCACAGAUAGGAGGGAGUCAAUGUUCGUCAGCAUUUCGAGGAAGGGGGAGGGGUAAAAAAAGAUCCCGUAAGAGGUCAUAUGGGAAACCCCCUGCUCUCCACCAAGCCCCUCAUUUGGCUGAGGAAACACUCCUUGCCCCACCCCACAGCUGUCACUCAGCAGGACCACCUGCCUUGUUCCCUCCCGGCAUCUGGGGAGGGGGGCUGCCCCAAAGGAUAAGGAGCUACCUGUCUUGAGUCAGGGGUCUGGGUGCAGCGCAAGAGUGGUAGGGUCAGGUGACUGGAAUCCCCCUCCCCAAAGGAACGCUUCCUCUGUGCUUGAUCUUCCGGGACAGCCGUAAGUCCCGUCUGCCCGAGGACUGGCAGGCGGGAGAGCGCGUCUCCCUGGUCUGCCCAGAUUCUGGGCGCUGCAGCCGCCUCUCUUCUGGGCCAGCUGGACGUGUAGCCCAAGAAAGGAGGCUGCGGUGAAAACCAGGAUCUCCACUUCCCUGGCUUUGCCCCUGGGGAAGCCUUUGCGGAUCUCCUGGGGCUCCCGAAGGCUUUGUGUGGGGUCCCCAGGGGGGGCCAUGGCACCCUGCCUGAACCCCUGAGCAGAGCAGAGCCAGCACACAAUGGAAGUAGCAGCUAGGGGAUGGGCCUGGUGGCUGCAAAAGGCAAUCAAGGCCAACCCACCCUGACCUCCAUGGGGAGAGGGAGGAAGGCCAGAGUGCUGGCCAUUUUUAAGGUGCCGCUGGGCCCUCAAAGCUUUGGAAACCCACUCUGGUGGGUGGGCUGUGGGGAUUGGGCUGAAAAGGGGUGUGGCAGGGUGGAGUUUCCCAUCCCUCGCACGGUUUCCCCCCUCCUGGCGGAAGAAGCCAAGAGCAGGGGAGGCAGGGAAGCCCCCGGGCUCUCUGGUCUGUCCAAAGCUGGAGAGUCCAGCCACGUGGACCACAGCGGUCCCUCUGCCUGAACUUAGGAGCAGCUGGGAAGGAGUCCGAAGCGCAAGGACCUGCAGGCCCCCAAAGAGUGCUGAACUGGAGCUACCCAGCAGUGGCCGGCCAGCUGCCCCCAAACAGGGCUGGUGAGCCACAGUGCCCACCAUUCAGGUUGACUAGUUCGCCUCUCCUCACCUCCUUGGUCCAGCUGGCUAGAUUGGUGCUUCUUGCUUCAUCUCCUGGCAGCUAAAUUUCACAGGUGGCCUCGGUGUGCAGGUGAAGUUAUCCCUCCUUUUGGCUACUGGAUGAUCCCCUUUAAGUGGGCAUGGAGGCAUAACUGUCCUCACUGAGUGUAUCUCCUCUUUUUCAAGUUUUGUUUCAAGUCACAUUUCUUCCUACAGAGGAACAUCCGUUCUUUGAUGGCUUUUCUGACAGAAAUAUUGGCCAGGUUCCUGAGGCUCUUCCAAACACAUUCUUCCUACUUUUCAUAUCUUGUCAGAAAUCUAGCUCAGAAUCCAAAAGUCAGCUUAGCAAGUUGCAGCAUUCUGUCUUUUUGUAGGCAGAAUGUCCUUCAGUUAAGGUGGUUCCCCCUCCCUCACUUUCCUGGCUAGCAGGUCAUAAUUGCUUGAAUUCCUUCAAGGCUGUGCUGUGUCUUCCAGUCUGUCUGUCGGCCAGGCUCACAGGUACGAAUCUGGGGGGCAGCCGAGUCCUCUUCAAAGGCCAUCCAGCCACCCAUCGACUGCUUCAGCUCUCUCCGUACCCUGAGGUCAAUUUCUCCCGAGGCUUGUAGCUGCUCUUCUCCAUGACCCCCCCCCCUGGCCCGGCUUUCUUCUCUGGGUGCUGCUAUCCCCCUGCAGGCACCCCGUCUCCAAUCCAAAAUUCCCCAACUCCCACGAUAGGUGCGGAGGGGGGGCAGGCCUGCCUCCCUCCUCUUGCAAACCCCACUUCUUUCAGAAAAACCAUUAAAAAGCUGUCUCCCGUGCAGGUGCCCCCACCCGCUCCCACCCCAGGACAGCUUUCCAGGGCUCUUUGGCCCACGGCCGUCUUGACAGGAGGGGAGGUCUGGCUUUCCACUCGACCCACAUCUCCACGGAGCCUCUGCAAGGCGGUUCCCUCUCCCCAUGGCCGUGUCCUCUCCUUUUCUCAUGGGGGUCUCCUGCUUGGAAGACGUCAGGGAGCAGCCUGGCCAGGACAGCCAGGGGCUGCUCUCUGGUCCCUGCACAGCCGCCCUCUGCUGUUGCCCUGCCCUCCAGCCGAUCCUGCUCUGCGCCCCGAAGAGGGUCUUGGCUACCUUGGGUGAUGUCUGCUGAUUCUGGGGGCCCGGAAUCCCCAGGCUCAAUCAUACGUACAUAGAAACACCAAAUUCUGCGGUGAUUUGCAAAUGAACAACUUCCUGUUGGAAUUCCUCCCUACCUAGCACUGCUGGUGUCUCAUCGCUUUCAGGGGUGGCACUCAGGAUAAGCCUGCCUUGGCCUUAUCAUGGAAACUCUGACUUGUUCUGGUAAGAAUAUUUUUUCUGUUACACCCCCAUAAACCAGAGUGAGUAAGAAUCCCUUCCAAAACACGUCCUUCCUCUUUUUCACCAGCCUUCAACCUGUGGUGCUCCAGGGGUUAGGUAGGACAGUCUCGGCAACUCCGUUGUGGGAUGGUGGCCAAAUCCUCUGAUUUCCCCUCUGUGGAUGGGAUGUAGGUGCAGGGACAGCACCCACCCUCCCCUUCCCCCCCCCCACUGCUAAAGAUGUAGCUUGAGACCAUGCUUGUUCCUAGCUAAUGUCUUCAUCAACUUUUGGGUUUACCAUCCUGCAUAAUGUGUAUUGGAGCACAAGGAAAAAUAGGUGUCAACCAAUUUCUCUUAGAUGCUGCUUUAUCUGGGGCAGGCCUGGGUCAUCCGUGUUUAUAGCCACGUUUGAGUGAGCCAAGGUUACCUAACAAAGAUGGAGGUUCAGACAGGUGGCACAACUCUAGCUGGUCCAGUGUUUUGGUGGCCCCUUGCAAGCCUCCUUCCACCACGUAUCCUUCCGUCUCUCCAGACUUUCAUGGCACUCUGGCAUGACCCUGGCCUGCAGGCUGGCUUCUCCCAGCCUUGGCACAAGGAACAGGGUAAGGCAACUACUCUGUCCCAGGGAUGUUUUGCCAUCAGGCAGAGGCAUCUUUCUGCAGUUGUAACUGGGAACUCUUCUCCACCCCCACCCCUCCCCCCAUAUUUAUCCUUUCCAACUCGCAUCCCUUCCUUGCAACAAUCUGACCCUUAGCUAUCUGCUGGUCCAGAUCUGAGGGAGACCACAGAGGGUCCAUCUUCUGCUGCCCCAAAAAGGAAACGAGCGCAGACAGGUUAAUAAUUUUUAUAAUUUUUUCCCAUUUCACGGGCCUUGGAAAUCAAACAACCGUGAAGCCACCUGGAAGCUCAAUAAAGGAAUGAAAGCCAGGCCAGCCUCCCACAUACGCCUCUUUGCCUCACCUCACACAGAUGCUGCUGGGAAAGUGGGCAGCUUUGCUGGCCGUGGCCGUGGCAAUGGAGGCCAUGGCUGCUUUUCCCUCCUCACUGCUGAUUCGGAAAGAAUAUGAAAACCUAACCUUGAACUGCUCCAGUUCCCCUGGAGAACAAGUGGAGUGGAAGUGGAAGGGCGACACGCAGCAGGAGUCAGGCCGAGAGUUUGUCAUCUACAAUCUGGACUUCCCAUUUGCCGGAAACUAUUCCUGCUGGGCCGGAUCCCGGCUGCUGGAAAGCUUCCAUGUGGCCCUGGGGGUUCAUCACAGCUACUUCUUCAAGGCGGAAGGAGCAAAGGAAGAACCGGAAGAACCGGCCAUCAGCUGCUGGGCUACAUCGUACAGCGGCACCUUGAGCUGUUCCUGGAAGUCUCAGAACACGGCGACUUUUCUGGCCCACCUGAAACGCAAAGACACAGAGGCUGUGCUGUGCCCCUCCACAGAAGUGGUUCUCCUGGGGAACAGAGUGGUGGAUAUCCAGUUCAACAAUUGUUCCUUCUGUCCUUAUGCGGAGGAGGCGCCCCUCACCCCCCUCGUCCUGGUGCUGAGGGGGCUUUCUGAAGAUGGUGGCGGCUACAGCGAAGUGAAGAAGACUUUUCUCUUGCGGGAUAUCGUGAAGCCCGAUGCUCCGGCCUACCUGAAGGUCACAGGGCAGACGGUCUCCUGGGCUCCCCCAGCCUCCUGGGACCUGCCCGCCACCUACUUCCCCUUGCAGUACAACCUCCGCCUGGAGUCGGCUUCCGGCAGCAAGGAGAACCACCUCCUCCUCGCCGAGAGGGAGCUGACCACGAAGCAGAAUUGGAGCAAGGCGCAGAUCCGCUGCAAGGACGCUUUGAUCAGCUCAUCUUGGAGCUCUUGGCAGGAAUGGAAGAAAUGAGGACAUCAGCCGGAACUCUCCCCCCCUCCCCCUCCCCGUCCUUCUGCAGCUCCGGCUCCCCACCCCCACCCCCACCCCUCCCAGGUGCAGACUAGGAGUGAGCCAAGCGCAAUCGCAGAAGCA
This is a messenger RNA of Crotalus tigris (Tiger rattlesnake), 5149 nucleotides long. RefSeq names its product interleukin-12 subunit beta-like. The coding region runs from base 4130 to 5026 and encodes 298 amino acids. The transcript is spliced from 7 exons. NCBI's taxonomy places the organism in Eukaryota, Metazoa, Chordata, Lepidosauria, Squamata, Viperidae. The record is from RefSeq and is a predicted model, not a curated record. Gene Ontology annotation, molecular function: protein binding.